Messenger RNA from Xiphias gladius (swordfish), 2123 nucleotides. RefSeq names its product metallophosphoesterase 1 (gene mppe1). The transcript is spliced from 10 exons. Gene Ontology annotation, cellular component: endoplasmic reticulum-Golgi intermediate compartment. Lineage: Eukaryota; Metazoa; Chordata; Actinopteri; Istiophoriformes; Xiphiidae. The coding region runs from base 235 to 1419 and encodes 394 amino acids. Gene Ontology annotation, molecular function: phosphoric diester hydrolase activity. The record is from RefSeq and is a predicted model, not a curated record. Gene Ontology annotation, biological process: GPI anchor biosynthetic process; endoplasmic reticulum to Golgi vesicle-mediated transport.
AGCAGCAAAACGUUUGGCCCAGGGCUUUGCCCCUGGGGAGGUUAAUCCGGCCACGACCCUGACUGUGAAUGAAAAGUAGGAUUCGUAAUAGAAAGGACCAGCGAACUUGCCAUGAGCAUCACACGGCCGGAGACCUGAACAGCCGGUUCUGGAAGAGGCGAAGAUGCCUCAUGGACCGCUCCGUCGCCACCAGUGCGCCAGUUCAGGGCAACCCAAACGCCGAAUAACGCCGAAAUGCCGAGGUUCAGCGUCAGGUGGAUGGCCGCGGCGGCGCUGAUUCUCGUGGUCGGCGGCGCUUUCCUCUUCUGCGAGUACCUCAUCUACUUCCCGACCAUCCUCAAGUGCGCCUGGCCGAAGGUCGGCCAUGCACGGGGCGGAGAGGGCAUCGACGGCCGCCCCGCGGACUCGGCGGUCCGCGCCAUGGUGCUGUCGGACACCCACCUCCUGGGAGCCGUCGGGGGACACUGGUUCGACAAGCUGAGGAGGGAAUGGCAGAUGGAGAGGGCUUUCCAGACCGCUCUGUGGCUGCUCAGGCCCGAGAUAGUCUUUAUUCUCGGGGACAUCUUCGACGAAGGCAAGUGGAGCUCGCAGAAGCACUGGGAGGACGACGUGCGCCGCUUCCACAGGAUGUUCAGGCACUCCGCUGACACGGAACUGGUUGUACUGGUUGGAAACCACGACAUUGGUUUCCAUUAUGAGAUGGACUGGUUCAAGCUGCAGCGCUUCGAGAAGGUCUUCAACGCCUCCUCCACCAGGAUCGUCACCAAAAAGGGAGUGAACUUCCUGCUGGUGAACAGCGUGGCCCUGCACGGUGACGGGUGUCCCAUCUGCCAGUCGGUGGAGAAGGAGCUGAUCAAACUCUCCAGAGACCUCAACUGUUCUCUUCAGAACUCGCAGUCCGGCAGCGGAGUGGUGGACAGCUGUGAGGGCUCGCAGCUCUAUCCUCCCACACCCCCCAUCAUGUUACAGCACUAUCCUCUGUACAGGGUGAGUGAUGCCGGCUGCAAGGGACGGGACGCGGCACCGCCCGAAGAGCGACACCUGUUGUUCCGAGAGAAAUACGACGUGUUGUCUAAGGAGGCUUCUCAGAGGCUGCUGCAGUGGUUUAAACCCCGCCUCGUCCUGAGCGGACACACCCACAGCGGAUGUGAGGUUCUCCAUGACAACAAGUACCCGGAAAUCAGCGUGCCGUCCUUCAGCUGGAGGAACAGAAACAACCCCAGCUUCAUCCUGGCGUCGGUGUCACCUGCCAGUUACACUCUGUCCAAGUGUUUCCUGCCGGAGGAGAGCACGGUGAUCGGCGUCUACUGCUCGGCCGGCGCCUGCCUGCUGCUGCUGUUCCUGGCUCACUGCCUGUGGAUGAAGGGCCUGCUGCAGUGCCUCAGCCUCUGCCUGCUGGGGAAGCACAAGUCCCUGUGAACUACGUUACCCAGAGCACACCACGUUCCCGGGGACAGAGCCAUGAAGUGGGAGUAUGCCGCAGUUGGUAAAUACUCCGUGAGAGGAUUUGCAUAAUAUGACUUUCCUCCUGUGAGCGGGCCAAAAAUCUGUUCAUACAACCUCGAUUUCUUCGUCCAAAUGUUUUGCGGCACUGUGAAGGACUUGAAUAUAAAAUUAAAUGUCUUUAAAAGGACUCAAAGUUUAUCGCUUGUGAUAUUGACGAUGACGGUGUGGUUGUAACCUGUGACGACAAAGCAGAUGUGGGCCAAAUUGUUGUUACAAAUCAUGUGUAGGUGUUGGAAGUGCCAGGCUGGCGACGUUUUCCCGUGACUGUCUGAAUUAUUAGAAAGUACACACACGUGGCGUCAGGUAAGACAAAUGAAACAAGUACAUAUGUAAAUACCAACCGUCCCUGGUCGGAUUUGAGGUGGUCAAGUCAGAUGUUUGUUGGUAGUUUAUGUCUCUUCACUCUGAUGUUUAACUGUGAUCCGAUGUAAAGACUCUGAACGCUGUUACUCUCGUUGUCGUCGUCUGAUCAUCCAUCCAGGUUUCUCGUCGUUUUUACGGCGCAUAUCUCAAUAUAUUUACUGCUGACUUUCUGUGCCAAAUGUUUGUGAGGAUUUUUGCCAAACUGUUGAAACGUUUCUGAAGAACUGUACAUAAUAAUAAAAUCAGAAUCUUAA